Messenger RNA from Ectocarpus sp. CCAP 1310/34, 5065 nucleotides. NCBI's taxonomy places the organism in Eukaryota, Phaeophyceae, Ectocarpales, Ectocarpaceae. The record is from the annotation of a GenBank genome assembly.
CCUCAUUCCUGCUUUAGGAUCCCGUCCCCCGGUCACUACCGGCGCAGGAGGUAAUCGAUUGUGCGAAGGGUGUGGUCAGUUUAUUUUGAAACUCGUGGUCCCGGAGAAAAAGACCUGGUUUUCGGUCCAUACGACCCUACAGCAGACCAACAACCCACAGCGAGACUGACUGCUGUCAAGCGCCCACCUGAUCUGAACCAGAGCCGCCGUCCGUAUCUGCCUUGGGCGGGAUGCCAACCGUCCAGCUGCAGCGACAGCAGCAGGAGGUGUGGGAUACUGCUUCCAGACCUACGAUCGGCCAGCGCCUGGACUGCCUGGACGUGUUCUUAGACUAUCGGACAAACCAGACAGCAUCAGUGUGGCGGCCGGCCGUGGUGAUCGAUCUAAGAACGGACGCCACCCUACAGAUAAAGGUGCGCUUCCAAGAUUAUUUUUCGUCCGUGAGCGACAAGUGGGUUUUGUGGCCGCUGGAACGGAACCAGUUGGCGUUUCUUGGGACAGGAGGCAGCCGCACACCCACAGAUCUCGGCUACAUGCCGUACGACAGGGCGGCCGUGCGUAGUGCCACGGACUCGGGCGGUGGUGGCACCGGUAGCGCUAACAGUGGUUGGACUGACGGCAGUCCCCCCGGCAGCUCCAUCUCCGGCGGCGGCGGCGGCGGCGGCGGCAGCUGUGGGUCGUCGCCCGCCGGGGGGACGGCGGCGGCGACGGUAGCGAGGAGGAAAGGGUUCGGCCGCUUCAAGGUGUUCGGCGCGAUGAAGAGCCUCUUGCGUCCACAAGCAGACGCGGAGCGCGCUAAGAACGGCGGCGGCAACUCUUCCUCCGAGCGAGGCACCCCGACUCCUCCUUUCGCCAUGAGCCCGGCCCCCUCGUACUCCCCUACAAACCCCGUUGGGGGAAGGGUCGUUGCCAGCGGCGGCGACGGCCGCUGCCGCGGCGGCGGGGAGGGGGGAACGGCGGCCCAAGAAGCGACCCUAGCGGCGCUCCUUUCGGGAGAACACGAGGGGCUGUUCCGUGAAGAGAAUGUGGACGGCGACUACCAGGGUGACGGCGAGGAGGUGAAGAGCUGCCGGCCGAGCUGGCUGGAGGAGGAUAAGAAGGGCGAGGAGGAGAAAAGCUGCCGGCCGGGCUGGCUGGAGGGGCGGGGGAAGGAGGAUACGAGGUGGUUGGAGGGGGGGCGGGAGUGCAAGCAGCCGGAUGAAGGCGUGGAAGAAUCAAGGUCUCCUUCAUUCGUUUUCCCUCGAGCCCCGGGGGGGGGCACCACAGAGGGGACGGUAUCCCCCCCUGCAAGCACUAACAACAUCCCCCCUCGCCGGCUUCCUUCCACCGAGGAGGGCCAAGCUCCGUCGUCGUUGCUGGCGGGGGGUAGCGGCAGCCGCGAUGCUGAAGCGAUGGCGGCGGCGAGGGCGGCGGCAAUGGAGGCGGCAGCGACGGAAGCAGCCGCGGCUACAUUCGCGGCAAGGCAGCGAGGGAAGGGGUGGCGGACGAAGAUCAAGCGCCGAAGCCGGCGGCGAGAUCAAGGACCUCAGGGAGGCUUCGCUGCUGCAGGGACCGAAGCCGGAGCCGCGGAGUCUCAAGGCCCCUCGCCGAUUCUAAGCCCCGUCGCCGCCGCCGCCGCCGCCGGGAGUGUCGAGGCCGCAGCGGAAGCUGCGGCACCGGUGGGGUUGACGGCGCUUGGCCUUUCCCCCGGCGCGGCGGGGGGGGGAGGCGAGAGGCCGUUGCAGGGGGAGGGUUCCGGGGCCUCGGAGGAAGAGGCAGCGGUGACGCGCUUGACGGAGAUGUCGCGGGCGGCGCAAUCGGUGCGCGAGCUCACUCCGCACUUGGUGGAGGAGUUGGACGGGGGCGGCGGCGGUUUCACUCUCACGGUGUUCAAGUACAACAAGCAGGACCAAGUUCCUACCCCCCUGGUGUGCGGGAAGUUUGCUACGUCUUAUGAGGCCGACAGAGCCGCGGAGACUUUUUCCUCGCCCGUGUGGCACGAGCCCACACCGAACUCCACAUGCGCGGAGUGCCAGUCGUCGUUUCGCCCCGUCUUUCAGCGUCGAAAGCACCACUGCCGCAACUGCGGCCGCCUCGUGUGCACGACCUGCGCGUGGCGCUUCUGGCCCAAGCACAUGCUCCCGCACUCGUACAGGACAAGCAGCACGGAGAGGAGAGUGCGAGUGUGCCGCACGUGCUACUCUGUCGGCAAGUCCUUCCGUCGAGCGCUUUUGCGAGGGUCUUACCAGGGAGCGAUGGAGGCCUACGGCACCGGCUGCGUCAACCUGCGGGCUCCGUUCAGCGACAGGGAGCUACCGGUACACUGCGCCGCCGCCGGAGGCAACGUGAGCCUGAUGAUGUGGCUUGUGGAGGAUCGCUGCUGCCCGAUAUUCAUGGACGAUGAGAAAACUAUGCCCCACCUGGAUGGGGCGGGAAGGAGCGUGAUGGCCGCAGCCGCUGACAGCGGCCGGGUGGAGAUGAUGCGCUACCUUUCCUUCACCCAGCCGUCAGCUGCGUCGGGCAUGGGCAUGGCUCCGUUCUGGCGCGGGCUGCAGGCAUGCCUGAGGAACGACGAAGACAAGCAUGACGACGACCGCGGCCGCGGCCGCGACAGGGCUCCCCUUGAGGNUGGGUACAUGGGAACGUCGCAUCCCGAACCAAAGGAACGGGGUGGCAGCCGAGACGCAGGCGGCGACGAUGACGGCGGGAAGAGCUGCUACCCCGUAGGCAGCAGCGCCGACCGCAGCCCGGCCUGGCGCAGCAACACGCCCAGCUCCGCCGUAGGCGGUGGCAAUGGUAGCAGCGGCGUCGAAGGAAGCGACACUUUUCUUGACACUUCUUUUGUUGGGAUGAGGGCGGGAGCCGGCGGCGGCGGCGGCACCGGCGACCGUGACCCCUUCCAAGCGGCGCUUGAGAUGUCCGUCGCCGAAGCCGGCUACUCGAUCUACGAGUUGACGAGCGGGAAGGGCGGCCGUGGCGGGGACGGCGGCGGCGGCGGUGGCGGCAUGAACGGGAAAAACGCCUGCAUCGUGUGCUUCGACCGGCCGGUCAACUGCACCUUCAUGCCUUGCGGCCACCACUGCUGCUGCAUGCCCUGCGCGGAGUCAAUGUUUAACCUCUGCCCCGUCUGUCGCGUCGCCAUCGACAAGAAGAUCAAGACCAUCAGUGCCUAGUGCGGGGACCGCGCCGCCAUCGACAAGAAAAUCAAGACCAUCAGUGCCGAGUGGGGGCGGGGCCCGCCAUCUACAAGAAAGUUAAGACUAACGGUGCCCAGUUGGCCCCCCUGUCUGCGACGCCGCUGCCGACUAGAUAAUAUUGACCAUCAGCAGUGCCUAGUGGGGAACCCCUGUCUGCGGCCCCGCUAUCGCCGAGAACAUCGAGACCAUCAGGGCCUUCUGUAGUGGAGACCCCCCCCUUCGGCGGCGCCAUCAUCAGCAAGAAUAUCAAGACCAUCGGUGCCUAGUGAGUCCCUUGUCUGCGGCGCCGAUACCGACAAGCAAUCCAAGACCAUUGGCGCCCCCCACCCGAAACGAUCGAUGUUCGUCUGCGGAAAACGUGCAGCAGCAGCAGGCGAAUGCUCGAUCUCGUGGGUUAAUUUUUUUUAUUUUUUCAUGUUGCGUGCGGGGCGGCGAGAAAGACCAGCUACAAAAAGCGUCUGGUCGGUGUACGAGCCGAAGUUGGCUCUGCAAUGUUUUAGUCCGCAUUUUUGUUUUUGCCAUCUGAGUAUGGAUUCCCAUGAAGCAACGCUCGUACGUGCACCUUGCUGUCGCAGUACAUGUAUUCUCGCCUGUAGCCUGAUUUUGUGAAGGCCACAUGUUUACAUAUUUCCCGGAACAGUUUUUGUUAUCAUACACAUGUGUAUGUGUAUCGCAUGCACGUAUCACGACAGCGUUCACGUGUACAAUACCGGCAUUUACGUUAUCUGUCUGUUGCCGUUGAUUGGCGUGGUUGAUGUUGGCGUCGUUCGUGAUGUUGGUUUUUCUUCCCGUUACAGCCGUUUCCCGGCCGAAGCCCAGUACUUUUUUGCCGCCAGUACUGGCUCGAUGGACACAUUCCACGUGUGUAGAAAUGUAUCGUGGUAGAUGUGUAUAUAUCGUCUCUUGUUCGGAUGCGGAGUGAGACCGCAUUGAGCGGUGGGGAGAACAUUGUAUUUGGAGUGCCGCAGACCUGAGGCGGACGGCGUUUGGGUUGUGAUUGCCCGCGGCCUUUCUCGACUGGGGAGAGGAACCUCCACGUCUUUUUGGAUUGUAUUUUCCUGCGGUAUGCUGGUAGGGAAUGUAAUACACGUGCGAUCUUGCUUGUUGCCAUUGCAGCAGAGCACACUCGGCCAUUGCGCCCUGCUUCGGAGACUGCGUGCCCUAGGGUGAGGGACGACGCGGGGAAUAACGCGUAGACCUAUGGCACGGCACAGCAAGCAGUGACGUUUCUCAAGAGUUUUUUUUUUUUGCAUCCAUCGACAACGCAGACCGACUGACCAAUGGAAGUAUAAUAAGUCAGUCUCGGUGCGGCUACAACCGGGCGGCGAAAGACGGUUACAUCGGAACGCAAACCGGGGGGCAUUGGGAAGGCUAGGCUACUAUCCGUACUAAAGGAACGGUAGCAGGCAGGGUUUGUUUGUGCGGCGGUCGAUCCCGGUUAUCUUGAACGGCAAAAAACUACACGGAAAAUUCGAUUUUUUGUUCUGGAUUCAUCAGCCACGGGUAAAAUUGGAGAAUACACGCAAGGCUUUUAUUUUUUCUGUUUGGUACUUGUUUUUCUUCUCCCUGGUUCGGCGAUGCUUGCCUUAUCUUUGCCUUGACAAGGGCUGAGCAGUUCCUGUGCCGCGGGUGUGCUGGUACAUGGAUCUUUUUUUUGCGUGUGCGUGUAUUGUGUCCCAUGAUCAUGUCAGGAUGCCCUUCUUGCUGCUGGCCAGGGAGAGGGUAGCCGCGAAGAUGGUCGUGAUGUUUACAGCCUCGUUACUGAUUCGGCGGCAAUUGUCGGCAGGAGAGUUUACGAAACGAGAGAGGGCAGAAGGUGGCGACGUACAUAGGUGUGGGUGAUGGUUACUCCAACCUCUUAAACAGUUCUUUGAAGGUUGUUCGAUUCC